Molecule: messenger RNA, 2829 nt
Organism: Hylaeus anthracinus
Lineage: Eukaryota; Metazoa; Arthropoda; Insecta; Hymenoptera; Colletidae
Gene: ScpX
Product: sterol carrier protein 2-like
Exons: 3
Coding region: 238-1857 (539 amino acids)
Molecular function (GO): acyltransferase activity, transferring groups other than amino-acyl groups
Source: RefSeq, a predicted model, not a curated record
GCUCAGCAAAUGAGCGUGUAGUGACAGUGACGAAGUAACUUUGCCAUGUAAUUAUUUGAUUUCUUUUUUGUGAUUAGUUAAUUCAUCUGAGAUUAAAGUCCAACAUUAUUUGCGCUAUUUAUCAAUAAGGUGUACCACACAUUGACUUAAUCAGUAAGGCUGCAGUAGGAGCAUUAACUUUGCUAAUAUCUUGUACGGACUUCAAUUUCUCUCCGUUUCACUUCGAAAAUACUCAAGAUGUCACCGAAAACGAAGGUUUACGUUGUUGGUGUCGGUAUGACAAAAUUCGAGAAACCAGGCAGACGAGAUGAUGUAGAUUAUCCUGACAUGGCAAAAGAAGCUGUUACGAAGGCUUUGCAAGACGCACGUAUCUCUUAUGAUGCCGUGAAAGCUGCCUGCGUUGGAUACGUUUAUGGGGACUCCACCUGUGGUCAAAGGGCAUUGUAUGAAGUUGGUAUUACGGGUUGUCCCAUAUACAAUGUAAAUAACAAUUGUUCCACUGGUUCUACUGCUUUGCUUAUGGCUAAACAAAUGAUCGAAAGCGGUUCCAUAGAUUGUGCUUUGGCUGUUGGAUUUGAAAAGAUGGAAAGAGGCUCCUUGAUGUCCAAAUUUACAGAUCGCACGAAUCCUAUGGAGAAACACGUGGAAGUCAUGUCUGAAAUUGCUGGUAUGGAUGCCAGUCCAGUUACUGCCCAGCUGUUUGGAAAUGCUGGGAUUGAGCAUAUGAAAAAAUAUGGUACAAAACCCGAGCAUUUUGCAAAGAUCGCUUAUAAGAAUCAUUUACAUUCCACGAACAAUCCGUAUUCUCAAUUCCAAGAGAAAUAUAGUUUGGAAGAGAUAAUGAAAUCUCCGAAAGUAUUUGGACCACUUACCAAACUUCAGUGCUGUCCGACAUCCGAUGGUUCGGCUGCUGUAAUUCUGGCCAAUGAAGACUUUGUACGUAAACAUAAACUCGAGUCGCAAGCGGUAGAAAUCGUGGCGAUGGAAAUGUCUACGGAUCUGCCGUCGACGUUCACAGAAAAGAGCGCUAUUAAGCUUAUCGGUUACGAUAUGACAAAAAAUGCGGCCGAGAAACUAUUCUCGCAGUGUCAUUAUAAACCAAGCGACGUGAAUGUUGUAGAAUUGCACGAUUGUUUCUCGACUAACGAGCUCAUUACUUACGAAGCUUUAGGUCUCUGUUUACCUGGCCAAGGUGGAAAAUUAGUCGAUGCGGGAGAUAAUACAUACGGGGGAAAAUAUGUAGUAAAUCCGAGCGGCGGUUUGAUCUCGAAAGGACACCCUUUGGGAGCAACAGGAUUGGCACAGUGUAGCGAACUGUGCUGGCAACUUCGAGGUCAAGCUGGUAAAAGACAAGUGCCAAACGCAAAACUUGCAUUGCAACAUAAUAUAGGUCUAGGUGGAGCAGUUGUAGUUGCUCUGUAUCGUAUGGGCUUCCCUAAACAAGGAGCAGUCAAGAAAAAUGUGAGUGGAAUUCCAGAUGCAACUUCUUUCAAAGCGUACGCGUUGUUCAAAAUAUUAGAAAUUGCAAUGCAAGAGGACAAAGAUGAUUUGAUAAAUACAGUUCGCGGAGUAUACGGAUUCAAGGUACUUGGAACAGGUGGUGCGGAGGGCUUCUGGAUCGUAGAUGCUAAAACAGGAAAAGGAAAAAUUGAAUAUUACGGGAAAACUAAACCCGAUGUUACGAUCACGAUUAACGAUGCAGAUAUCGUUGAUCUUAUUACUGGAAAAUUGAAUCCGCAGAAAGCCUUCUUCCAAGGAAAAAUUAAAAUUAGUGGUAACAUGGGAAUGGCAAUGAAAUUGAUUAAUUUGAAAAAGCAUGCUGCUAAGAAAAUCGAUCUUCUUCGUUCUAAGUUGUAAAAAUUGCGGAGAUCGUGAGAUUUUGGGAUUAGACAAAUUUCAUCUACUUACUCGAAGCUGUAUUAUAUUCGUUUACAUUCGUGAUGUAUUCGUACACAUUGUUUUUUGAUAUAAUAGCAAUAUAGUAAAGAAAAACAAAAAGUCGUUGACUGUCAGUAUGAAAUGUAAUAUUAUAUAGUUAAUAUAUUGACUUCGAAUUUUAUUUUUAUAAAUAACACUGUUACUGUUAUAAAGAUUACUAUUAAUAGUAAGGGGAUACACAAAUUAUUUUUUUAAGUCUGAAUAAAUUUGUGUUUAAUGUUCGUACGAUUAAUGCAAAAAUGAUAAGAAAUACGUACUGAAUACAUAAAUAAAUAAGUUUGUAAACGAGGUACAUUUAAUAGCCGCAUAAAUGUAAUUGUAAUGAUUGUAUUGAAAGCUUAAAUUGAUUUAAAUUACAUCUGAGAUUAAUUUGUACUACAUCUUCGUAUUAUCUUUUCAUAGAUUUUAAACCAGAACGAUCGUUUUGUUUCUGGUUUACUUGUUAAAUAUUAAUUAUUAAAGGUCCAUCGAACUUAUAUCGUUGUUAUAUUGUGCGUCUAGUAUACGCGCGAUGCUAUUGUCAUUUUAUUAACACGUGUUUAUCAUACAAUAAGGGACACGUAUUAUUAUUUUUUAUACUUCUUAUUUACAUUUCAGGAAUACUCCAUAACAAUGUAGAUUAAUUUAAACGAUAGAAUUUCAUAAAGUAAUGAAUUGAUUUUGAAGUAGAAGAAUUAUUUUAAAAAUAUUCUUGUAAUCUACAUUCUUAUGGAUUAUUACUUUUGCAAGUGCUGUUGGAAUUCUUACUAUGUAUUGUUAAUAACACUGUAGUUGGAAACAGGGUGCAAUACAAAUAUUAUAUAUGAUUUUUAUAAAGAGAAAGGUGUAGGAUUUUAUACAUAUGAAAUUGUUUUUAUUAUAAAAUAAAUGAAACAAAAACAUUGAAACGAA